AGUUGAUGAUGUAAAAUGGAAACAAGGUUCUGUUUGUUCGGGUAAAUAAAUCGACAUCACAUAAGAAAAAAAUAAAUGAACAAAUGCAAAAUUACAAUGAGGUUUAAUAAUGAAAAAAAAAGGAACAAAAAGAGAAAAAAGGAGUAGGGUAACUUUUGAAAAAACAAAAACACAAAUCCCCAUUCCAACCAGACAUCCCAAGGGGCCCACGCGUCAAAAAUGUCCCUCCGUUCUGAGAGUUGCAAUUUUCUUUUUCUCCAUCUCCACAUUACUACUACUACUUCUCCUUCUUAACCUGUAAAUUAUUAAAGCCUACGUCCCACUUCUACCAGAGAGAGAGAGAGAGAGAGAGAGUUAUUAUUAUUAUUACUGCUGCUGCCUGCUAAGUGCUAGUGCUAGUGCUGCUAGCCUGCUGCUUUACUCUAGGUGCAGUAGCACUAGUAGUAUUUUUAUUUAUUAUCCCAACACACACACACACACAGUGGCACCACUCUCAUUCUUCUCUCACACUCCCCUUUUCCUCAACGCCAUGGCGAGAUCCUCCUUCUUCUGCUUCUUCCUGCUCUUCCUUUGCUCCACCUCCGCCGCUGCUAACCACCACCACCAACUACAAACCUUCAUUCCCAACUCCCUUCCUUCUCCCCCUUCCUACCUCUCCCCCACCACCACCUGGGAUGAACUUGAAGAUGACUCCUCCUCGUCGUCCUCAUCAUUGCUUCAAGACCACCAACUUGAUCACCAUGCUUCUUCCUCCACUCUCUCCCUUCAGCUCCACCAUGUUGACUUGCUCUCCCCCACCACCACUUCCGAUGCCACCCCUGAAUCCCUCUUCCGCUUCCGUCUCCAGCGCGAUGCCCUCCGCGUGAAUUCCAUCUCCCGCCGUGUUUCCGGCGCCGCCGGCGGCCUCAACUUCAGCAGCUCCGUCAGUUCCGGGCUUGCACAGGGCAGCGGCGAGUACUUCACACGCAUCGGGGUUGGCACGCCUCCCAAGUACUCCUACAUGGUGUUGGAUACCGGCAGCGACGUCGUCUGGCUCCAGUGCUCUCCCUGCAAGCGCUGUUACACCCAGUCCGACCCCGUCUUCGACCCCUCCAAAUCCACCUCCUUCGCCGGCGUCGCCUGUGGGUCUCCCAUCUGCCGCCGCCUCGACUCCCCCGGCUGCAACAACCGCCAGAAAUGCCUCUACCAGGUCUCCUACGGCGACGGCUCCUUCACUUUCGGCGAGUUCUCCACCGAGACCCUCACUUUCCGCCGGGUCCGCGUUCCCAAUAUCGCCCUCGGCUGCGGCCACGACAACGAGGGUCUCUUCAUCGGAGCUGCCGGCUUGUUGGGUCUCGGGCGGGGGAAGCUGUCCUUUCCCAGCCAGGCCGGGUCCCGUUUCGGCCGGAAAUUCUCUUACUGCUUGGUGGACCGGUCGGCUUCUUCCAAGCCGUCGUCGAUCGUGUUCGGGCAGUCGGCGGUGUCCCGGAAUUCGGUGUUCACCCCGCUGCUCACCAACCCGAAACUGGACACCUUCUACUACGUGGGGAUGACGGGGAUCAGCGUGGGCGGGGCACGUGUCCCCGGCGUGACCGAAUCGCUGUUCAGGCUGGACGCGGCGGGGAACGGCGGGGUGAUCGUGGAUUCGGGCACGUCGGUGACCCGGCUGACCCGGCCGGCGUACGUGGCCAUGAGGGACGCCUUCCGGAGGGGGGCGUCCAACCUGAAGCGGGCGGCGGAUUUCUCACUGUUCGACACGUGCUUCGAUCUGUCCGGGAAGACGGAGGUGAAGGUGCCCACGGUGGUGCUGCACUUGAGGGGAGCCGACGUGUCGCUGCCGGCGUCGAACUACCUGAUUCCGGUGGACAGCAGCGGCAGGUUCUGCUUCGCGUUUGCGGGGACCACCAGCGGGCUGUCCAUCAUCGGCAACAUUCAGCAGCAGGGGUUCCGGGUGUCCUUCGAUUUGGUAGGAUCUCGGGUCGGGUUUUCCCCAAGAGGAUGCACCUGAAAGAAAUUUGAGUAAUUGAGUGAUGGAUUUGUUCUACCCUUCACCGCCGGCAUCUGCAUCAUCAUCAUCAUCUUCUGAAAGACCAAGAGAUGAGAGUAGUACUGUAAUUGUUGUUUGAAUAAUUUUGUCGCCUUUUUUUUGGGGGGGGGGGAUGAAUGUGGUUGGUUAAUAGGACCAAAAUAUGUGUUAUUGAUUUUUAAGUUUUGGCAGAAAGAAAAAGAAAAAGGGGAAUGCAAUGUGAUUUGCCCUGACACCGGAGAAGAAAAGAGGGGUCACAUGUUGUUUGUUUGCUAAUAAGUAGUAUGUAAUAUGGGUUAUUCAGUUGUUGAUUAUAAGAAUUUGGGGAGGGGGUGCUCAAGUAAUUGCUGCAAAUGGUGUUAUUUGUGCUUUGUAAUGUGUUAAGAUGCGGCGUUGGUCCUAGUUUAAGCUGAGAUGAGAGUAGGGAGAUACCGAGAUAGUUAUCAAUUUGAGCCGAAAUGGGACGAUGAGUAUCACUGACAUAUGACCCAUUGUGGGAGUAUUAUUUAAAUUAAUCAUCUAAGAUUAAGAUUGUGAAGUAGUAGUAGAACAUAAGACACGGAAGCUAAAGUGGCGCUGAGAUGAGAGAUGGAAGUAUAAUUGUUGGUUUGACUCCCAUCUGAUUUUGGAGUCUUUGUGUCAACGUACUUGGAUCUCUUCUGCGUCACCCACUAAUAAUUUCCAUCAUCGUCAUCUUCCCCUUCAAUUUCGCGUCCCCCAUUAGCGCUGCCGCUGCAUUUUCAUUUUCAUUAUUAUUAUUAUUAUUUUUUGAAAUUUCAAUCCAAAAAUUGGGAAGCCAAGAGGAGGGAGAAAUGAGAAUGGGGAACGGGGAUCGUGUAAAGAAAAAAAAAAAGUAGUAACACCACUAAUAAUAAAAAUCUGAAUCAUCUAUAAAUAAAUCUCUCUAAAUUAGGGGCGGGGAUAGCGGUGACUUUUUGUGAUUCACAUUGCACACAAACCCCACCAUCUCUUUUCUUUUUGUUGCACUUCUUUUCUUUCCUCCUCCUUUCGGUCACCUUAAAACACACCAUUAUCACUAGAAUGAAUUAGAUGCAGUAAGUAAUCAGAUUCCCUCCCCCACCAUUCAAUUGGACUACCAAGUUUUCCUUUGGUUACUCAUCAAAUUAUAAUUAUAAUAUGGACCUUCCUGAGAGAGUGUGACCCACACUCUAAGAAGAUACACUAACAUCCGGCUUUUUCAUUUCCGCAACUAUUUAUCCUGCUACUAUAUCAUCAAUUCAAAAUAUCAGAAUUACAGCAUGCAUCCAUUCAUCUCAUGAUCUCGGGCUUCAUUUACUUACCACCAGUCGGCCAUUAGGAUGAGAUUAAUAAUGCUGCUGAUGGAUUAGAUUCGGGUAUGGGCCUGCUAUUCCCUCAGGUUUGAGGCUUAGGCCCAAUCACCUUUCCUCGUGUCUCAAACAUUUUCAAAACCAUCCGGGGGUUAAUUUUCCAUUUUUACCGGGAACUCAUUUCCAUGAAAUAGUCGUAACCCCCAUAUUCCAUGUGAAACGGCCAAGUUUUUGGGAAUGGAGAGGGAGGAGGAAGGCGCUGGAAGAUCGGACUCGGCGGUGCCUCGCCUCAUCGAAAAAGCCACUUCCUCAACUCGGCCGGAAGUCGAGCCCCGGCUCCUCAAGGCCAUCAAAUCCGUCGUCCGUCACUCCGAUUCCGACCUACGAUGCGCCGCUCAAACCCUAUUAUUCUAUAUGACCCGCGACCACUCUCAGGUACGAUACCUCUCGCUGCUUAUAAUAGAUGAGCUUUUUAUGAGGUCAAAGCUUUUCAGAGCAAUUGUUGUUGAGAACCUAGAUCAGCUACUGACUCUAAGUGUGGGUUUCAGAAAGAACUUGCCCCUCCCGGCCCCUGCGGCUGUUGCGACUACUCUUCGUUCAAAGGCUAUUGAAUUUUUGGAAAAAUGGAAUGUGUCAUUUGGUAUACAUUACAGGCAGCUUAGAUUAGGUUAUGACUAUUUGAAGAACACUCUUCGGUAUCAAUUCCCUAAUCUACAAGCGAAUGCCCAGCGCAUUCAGCAGGAAAGGAGGGAAAGAGAAAUACGAACAAAACAGAUUUUGUUGAGCAAGUUUGAAAUUUUGAAGGCAAAUCUGGCCUCAAUCAAAGCUGACAUUCAAUCGACAGUUGAUGAAGUCACUGCAUGUAUGGACAUUAUUAGAAAUCAGGAUGACGGUGAUGAAGAUAUUCCCCUGGCUUCCUUAGACGAUCAGGACAUGGAAAUGUUCCACAACUCUGAACUCCGCCAGAUUCGACUAAAUUCCUUGCGAGAAGGGGAAAAGGUUCAUGAGAAUAGUGAAAAUAAGGUAAUUUUUGAUGCGUUGAGGGAGUUGUAUAAGGUUAUAGUCACCAAGCAUUUGGUUACCAUCCAAGAGUGGACCUCUGUGCUGAUAAGGGUUGAAGUGGAAGAUGUCAGGUUCAGAGACAACACUUUGAAAGAGCUCAUUGAUAUUCGGAAUAAUCUUCAAUCAGUGAAGAAAAUGUGCGAAGAGUCCGGUUGUUCUCUUCCUAAAACUACAACUGAGGAGGAAGAUGAUAUCUGGGAAGAGGGAAUGCCGGAAUCAUCAUCAAAUGGGAAGUCAUUGACAGCAGAAAGCGACAAAGAGGGAGUACCGGAACCAUCAUCAAAUGGACAGUCAUUGACUGCCAAAAACGCUGACUUCGAGGUAUCUGUUGCGCCAACUUCCAGCAAGUUGAACGUCAAAGUUUCCGAAUGUAGCAAUUCUACUUCAAAAGGUAAGAAGAAACUGGGAAUUGAUGGUAACCCUUUGAGGAACCAGCUUUUGUCUGAGGCACCAGUUCUGCCUUGGGGUUCGUAUUUGGAUACCUGGGAUGGUUCAUCACAUAGGGAUGUAUUGGCAAACCAGAGGGGACUGGACAUUGAGGGUCAUUGGGGUAGAGUGGACCACGAUGCAGUUAUUCCCGCUCAAAGAAUUGCUGAGCUGAGUAUGCAGGCAACUAUUUACAGAGAAGACCCAGUGGAAAUUCAACCGUGUCGGGCCCCUUUGAGGAAGGGAGGCCUUUGCCCAAGAAAAGAUUUAAGAGUCUGUCCAUUUCAUGGACCAAUCAUUCCUCGAGAUGAUGAAGGGAAGCCAAUCAAUACGUCGAAUCCAUCUUCUUCAGAGGGGAUUUGUGGUCCUGAUGUAGUAACUAAUGGUGACUCCUCUGAAGAGGAGAAAGAGAUUAUUACUCCUGAUAUUGUUGCGAAAUUGGCCAAGCAAGCUGUGGACAAUGUUCGCGAGAGAGACAAAGUAGAAGAAGCAAAGAAGGCCUCCAAAAGAGCCAGGCUGGCAAAAGUUCGGGAGCACAAUGAAGCAGUUUUACGAGAUGCUGCUCUUUCAGCAUCAAUGUAUUCAUGUAUUGGUGAGGAGAGCGAGGCAGCUCCUGGUGGUGGUUCAAGACCUUCAGCAAGGAACAAAAAAGAGACACUUGCCUCAAUGAAAAAGAAGAAAAUAACUCCUAAAGACAGACUAGCUCAGAAGCUACUAGGCACACGUGCCAGGGAUGCUACAACAAGACAGUUGACCAUGGAAGAGGAAUCAAAGUACAAGGAAGCAUUUCCAAAUCAGUGGUAGCAUAUGAAAAUCCAAACUAAAUCUGGAAGGAGCAAAUUGUCGUGUUCAAUAUCCACAUGUUCAGUGUAGGUUUUUCAAAACUAUAUAGAGUUAUACACUUGCAUUCAAUUAGACUAGAAAAAUGUGUUUGUUACCUAUUUGCAUUCUUGUAAUGUAUAUGUUUUAGUUGUUAGAUUGUAUAGUCAGAUUAUACGUCGCAAAUUUGUCUGAAGAAUAAGAACUGUUGGCAGCAUCUAGUUAAUGGCCGAUGAAUGUAGAAGGCGACCCUUGGAUAUUAUUAACAUGUAUCUCGGUUUUCUGGAAGCCUUGAUUUUGAAACAUAGAUUAGGCUGGUUACACACUGUUCUGGGUGACAUUCUUGCUCUGCGGUUUAGUCAUUGUUGGUUACAUAAGGUCCAGAGGACAUUUUGUUUCAUCAUUUUCUGAAAGGCAUCCUUGUACUUUUUUGGCUUGAAUCAAUCCUGUUGAUUUUAAUGUGCCAUGAGGGAAUGGAUGAGAAAUCAUCCAUCGUCCUCAAUGAUUAAGAGGAAGGAAUAUGAAUUUGACGCUGCAAGUAAUAAUAGAGGCAAUGAGGGAUGCAUGUAAGAAGAGUAUUGGAACAGAGUUAGUGGUGGAGGACAUAUUUGAUACAGCCAUAGUCUGUAAGUGAGGUGGCAAGUCCCCUUCUGUUAAUGAUUUUAAAAUCUUUCAGAUCAAAUCAAAAGCACCCUUCCUAUGAUUGAACUGUAACAUGUACUACCCAUAAAGCAAUUAAAUUCGGGUUUCAC
Molecule: messenger RNA, 6353 nt
Organism: Oldenlandia corymbosa var. corymbosa
Lineage: Eukaryota; Viridiplantae; Streptophyta; Magnoliopsida; Gentianales; Rubiaceae
Source: the annotation of a GenBank genome assembly